AUGGCAGGAGUUAACAGUGAACAAAAUAUCGAAAAUGAUGAUCUUCUUUGUCCCAUUACUAUGGAACUGUUUCGUGAUCCACUAGGUGAUUAUUUGAGACAAUUGGCGGAAGGUCGUCGACAUUCAGUUGUUUCAUACAAUGUGCAACAGAGUACAGUUACUUUACCACCAUUACGUAUUGAUUCGAGAAAUGUUAGACGUAUAUAUCCUCAAGGAACUAAUGAAACCGCAGCGGGGCAAUCCGAGAACAGCAAAUGUAGUGAAUCUUGUAUUUGUAUAUGUUGUAGUUGUGGAUUGAUUAUUUUGAGAGUUGUUCUUGCAGUUAUCAUCGUAGGCAUACUGUCCUCUUCAUCAAAUAGAACUCCAUAUGGAUGUUCGUAUCCGAUUCCACUUCUGUCCGACAUAAUCAUCAAUACAACGAUAACUUUUGCAGACGCAUUCACAACAGUGAGUCCGACGUAUAUGCAACUGAGUGAUUCAUCAAUAUCAUCGAAAGUUACAGUACUAUCGACUUAUAUGGAUACUUAUAUCGAAAAACAUUCAACGCAACUCAGCCAACGGUGA
Molecule: messenger RNA, 564 nt
Organism: Adineta ricciae
Lineage: Eukaryota; Metazoa; Rotifera; Eurotatoria; Adinetida; Adinetidae
Source: the annotation of a GenBank genome assembly